Molecule: messenger RNA, 1321 nt
Organism: Baudoinia panamericana UAMH 10762
Lineage: Eukaryota; Fungi; Ascomycota; Dothideomycetes; Mycosphaerellales; Teratosphaeriaceae
Exons: 2
Coding region: 143-1159 (338 amino acids)
Biological process (GO): tRNA processing
Cellular component (GO): nucleolar ribonuclease P complex
Molecular function (GO): RNA binding
Source: RefSeq, a predicted model, not a curated record
AGCUUCUCGACGUGUCUUUCGAUGCUUGUUCCAGUAUGCCGGACUCUCCCACCCGCAAACGUGUGAACGAUGAGCACUUCCUUGCGCCCAAGUCAGUCUUACGGAUACGCAAUGCGUAAAUGGCGGCAAGGCCACCGCAAACAUGAGCUUCUACGACCUUAAUGUACCAUUUUCCGCAAACGACCAGCAAUUGCCAAGAACCGUAGCUUUUCUGCAUGAGCUCGGUUACAAUGUCAUCGCACUCAACCACAUCGUAACCGGGAAACUGCCAGCGCAGAUUAGUUGCGCAAUACCUGAUCCGCUACCCUUCAAAGACCUGCCGAAAAAGAUCGAUAUACGACGGCGAGUAACCCUGACACUGACCGAGUCAUACCAAAACGCGCGCCUUGCAGAGUUGGCACGCGCUUACGAUGUCCUGGCCGUCCGUCCCAUCGACGAGCGCACACUGCAGCUCGCGUGCAGCAGUCUGGACUGUGAUGUCAUUAGCCUUGACAUGACUCAGCGCCUGCCAUACUACUUCAAGUACAAGAUGCUCUCAGAAGCCAUAAAGAGCGGGAAGCGCUUCGAAAUCUGCUACAGCCAGGGCGUCUUGGGCGACAGCUCGGCGAGGCGCAAUCUAAUCAGUAACGCUACCCAGCUCAUACGAGCCAGCAGAGGCAGAGGCCUCAUCAUUAGCUCCGAGGCAAAGGCAGCGGUCGGAUGUCGCGGACCAUGGGACGCAAUCAAUCUGGCAACAGUCUGGGGUCUUGGUCAAGAACGCGGCUUUGAAGCGAUGAGCAAAGAGCCGCGUAGUGUUGUGGUGACCGCGCAGCUGAAGCGAACGAGUUACAGAGGCGUCAUUGACGUCGUGUAUGGUGGCGAAAAGCCGGCAUCUACUAACCCAACCCAGCAGGCGAGCGGUGUUGGCAGCUUGAAGGCCAAGGGCCAAGCGUCUGCUGUUAGCGGUCAGAAACGAAAGGCGGAAGACGAUACUGAGGGUGGAGCUGAAUUGGUGGACAAGCCGAUCAGCAAGCGUGAAGCGAAGCGGAGGGCGAGACAGGCUCGAUUAAGCGCUGGAGGCACUGGUGGGAUGGUACAGCCCGAAGUGGCUGUGGACGCGCCAAGCUCGAAUGCAGUAAAGGGUGCGGCCGUGACGCCGAAAGAUGCACUCCCUGCCUAAAGUAUGUUAGUCUUCAAGAGCAAUCAUAUAGUAUCAAGCGAUGCUACUCUCUUGCAAACUAGGAAGGCACGUAGAAGCAGCGCGAUCACUGUGGCUACUUCGACGACAAACCACCCACGCGGGGACAGGACCCUUGUAAUAGACGGAUUCACCCGCUCCGAA